This is a messenger RNA of Anopheles bellator, 609 nucleotides long. RefSeq lists its product as uncharacterized. Lineage: Eukaryota; Metazoa; Arthropoda; Insecta; Diptera; Culicidae. Bases 1 to 609 code for a protein of 202 amino acids. The record is from RefSeq and is a predicted model, not a curated record. The transcript has 3 exons.
AUGGGUUGUGGACCAUCGAACGGGGCCGUUCCGGUGGCAGGCGAAGGCAUAUCGACGAUCUCGAAGCUGGUCUACCCGCGUCCGGAGGCGUUUGAGGUUCCCAUCGGCGACCCAGCCAAUCCUGACAGCGUCAUCAAGAAGCACCCACCGAAACGGUUGAAGCGACUCGAGGAACAGUCCAGCAGCACCAACAGCCUCGAGGAGCUGGAAGAAAAACUGGCCACGGCCGAAAUCAGGAGGCAGCAGUUCCUGGCCAACCGCUCCCAGAAAACCACCUUCGAUAAGGAUGCGACCGACAACGAUGCCAGUACGAUUCCGGACGAAGGCGACGACGAUCGGUCCGGUGACGAAAGGGAGGGAGGUUUCGAUCGAGACGCUGACGCUGAUUCCGGUGUGGACGGGAGCGCCCCACAGGACAUCCCGGGGGGCGCUAGAAGCAACCGCCAGCGCCAUCGCCGUCGCCGGUCGGACGAGAUGGAUCCGGACGAGGAGCGAGCUCGGCUCGAGCAGGUGGACCAGCAGCGGCGCGGCUCCGAUCUGAGCGUAGGCCAUCUGGCGAGCAUGAAAAUGAAAAUGAAACGAUUCCGCAAGAAACCGCAUCAACAGUAG